GCGCAUGCGCGCGGGGCUGGAAGCCGGGGGCGUGGCCAUAUCGGCCUGCAGAGCCAGGUAAACCGGGGGUGACGCGAGUGCGGGGCCGGCGCGCAGCGAGGUUGGACAGGCAAACAGGGGAGAGGGUGGUCCCCCCUUUGGGGUGAGGCGUUUAGCAGGAAUCGGGGACAGGGCAGAGAUGCUGUUGCUGCUGCCACUUGGUUUUAAACUGCGGGUGGAGCAGGAAGCAAAGUGGGGUGCGACCACACCGCUGCACCCCGGCCCCCUUGGAGGAGCCGCCCCUGUAAAUUGGCAGCAAGUUGAGGGCUGGAAGGGACCUCGGGAGGUCACAUCUAGUCCCCCCCCCCCCCCCCUGCUCAGAGCCCUAGCUGGGUCAUCCCAGCCAGGGCUUUGUCCAGCCAGGUCUUCCUCUUCAGGGAUGGAGGUGUCAUCACCUGUUGCAGUGCCUCACUGCUCUCCUGGUGAGAGAGGUUCUCCUGAUCUGUCACUUCCGUUGCUGCAACUUGAGACCAGUGCUAGGUUAUUUGCUAACCACCACUACCUCUCUCCAGUUUGGUGCCCACUCCAGCCGCUGAGGCUAGAUGGACCAUGGGCCUGACCCGAUGUGGCACUGCUUAUACCCUUACAAAAGUACCUUGCUUUUUGAGGGGCAAGAGGGAGUGGGUUUGACAUCUCCCUCUGCCCAUUUACACGUCUCUCGUUGCUUCUCGACCCAUUCCAGAGAAGCAGUCCAGCAAAGCCAUGCCAAACCUGCCCUUGGGCGUGCAAUUCAUGAAGCAAUAGAACAUAUGCGAGUGCCUAGCUCUUUUAUUGGCUCCUACGGUAUGAAUACUUGUUAUUUGAGUCCUGUUAUCCAAAGGGCACUGACAAGGAGACAGCAGGAUGGAGACCAAGUGCUGCCGUCAGUCUGUAUGCUGCUCCAAGUCGUCCAUGUAUGCCGUCCUGCUAGGGGGAGUGUAUGUUACCUUGGGCUCCAGUCGGAUCCUCUUGAUGAAAUAUUCAGCCAAUGAACAUAACAAGUAUGAUUACCUUCCUGCAACUGUGAAUGUGUGCUCUGAGCUAGUAAAACUAGUGCUCUCUAUGAUAGCGGCACUCUGGGUAACAAGAAGAGGUAAAUUAUGUCAUCAUUUUGGAUGUACAUCGUGGAGGGAAUUGUGUAGCUACAUGAAAUGGUCAAUUCCUGCCUUUCUUUAUUUUUUGGAUAACCUGAUUAUUUUCUAUGUCUUAUCCUACCUCCAACCAGCUAUGGCUGUAUUGUUCUCAAAUUUUGUCAUUAUAACAACAGCAUUCCUAUUCCGGAUAGUGUUGAAACGGCGGCUCUCCUGGGUGCAGUGGGCCUCGUUGCUGAUUUUGUUCCUGUCCAUCAUAGCUCUGACUGCUGGGACUGGAAGCCAUCAGAAUGGCUUGGCUGCCCACGGAUUUCAUCAUGACAUGUUUUUCAGCCCAUCAAACAGCUGCCUUCAAUACUCCAGGCUCGAAAGAGAGUGCUGGGGAAGGAGUAACUGCACAGUAUCUGGGCUCUUUCCCACCUUCAGGUGGAACGUCACUGCCACCACAGCAGGAGCUUUGAAAACCCUCCGCCUGGGCCUGGGCCACCUCCUCAUACUGGUGCAGUGCUUCAUCUCUGCUCUGGCCAAUAUCUACAAUGAAAAGAUUCUGAAAGAAGGAGACCAACUCACUGAAAGCAUCUUUGUGCAGAACAGCAAACUCUAUGUAUUUGGAGUGCUGUUUAACGGGCUAAUCCUAGCCGUGCACUCUGACUGCUACAGGCAGAUACAGUCCUGUGGCUUGUUUUAUGGGCACAACACCUUCUCCAUAGCCCUCAUUUUUGUCACGGCCCUCAUGGGACUCUCUGUGGCCUUCAUCUUGAAGUUUCAAGACAACAUGUUCCACGUCAUGACUGCCCAGGUCACCACGGUGGUAAUCACCACUGUGUCAGUCAUAGUCUUUGACUUCAAACCUUCUCUGGAGUUCUUCUUGGAAGCUCCUGUGGUGCUUCUCUCCAUAUUUAUCUACAACGCCAGCAAGCCACGUGGGCAAGAAUAUGUUGUUCAGGGGGAGAGGAGCAAAAUUCUCAGUGGAGAUGUGUGGGAACGUUCCAGUGGGGAUGGAGAGGAGCUUGAGAGACUGACCAAAGCAAAUAGUGAUGCUGAUACUGAUGAAGAUGCCUUCUAGCCUGGGGUGGUACAGAUGAGUGCUGGGCAGUCUUCAAGAGAGCAGCUGGAAUGCCCUUCAGAAUGUGGAAGAGUCUUUUUUUACUGCGCAGAGCAAUUGAGAAUGUGUUUUUUGGUGGCCCCAGGGGAGAGGUGAUGGUAGAGUUUACUGUUUUCAAGUUGUGCCAGUAACUCAAACACAUCAGGGUAAGUUUCAGGGUUGGAGGUGAUUACAGAUGAGUAAACCCCAUGGUGUACCAGAGGUAGGAAAGGAACACUGUAGAAUCACUAGCUUGAUCCAUGUAAAUUGCAGUGUAUGCUGUAUUCUCCUCUCGCAUCAGUGUAAAUCAUGAGCUAAGCGCAAUGAAGUCAAUGUAAAGGGGUGGAGAAUAUGUGGCCCUUAGUCUUCUCAAUCGGGAUGAUCCAAGAGCUGAGUGUCAGCCCAGCAAUUUGAAAGUAAAGGCGGAGCACUAGUGUUCAUGUGCGCCAUAUUGACAGUGUUGACUCCCCUCCUAGGCAAAGGGCCUCAUCCUACAAACAUUCUGUCAGUGUUGAUCCUGGCUCACCCUCAGUUGCUCUGUGGCUUGGCCCCCUAACAUCAUCGUGUGCCAUCAGCAUGUGGAAUACUGCCUAAGCUAUAGGUACUCAUAUCUGAAUUUUUAUUAACAUGUUUGUUAGUGUCAUGUCCUUCUCUUCUGUUCUUUUGACAAAUGGUUCCAUAGCUGCAGAACCAGUUUCUUCACCAUUCCAGUAGCUUUUGGGAGUUGAUGAGCAUCUGUUACGUUACUACAACUUACAAGCACUUUUGAGCUGUUUUGGUAACGUGACUGGUAUAGCCGAUUGGAAGACCAGCUUCCCCGCUCAUCCAAAAUAUGUGGGGCUUUUUUGUUUUUAAAAUGGAUCUUGUUGCAUCUUCCUCUAGUUUGAAAAUUCUUAUGCCUUGUGCAGCUGUCUGGAAUUAUAGUUUGUCCAUUGCAGUCCAUUGGAGAGUUCUGUUCUAUGUCACUGAAAACAAAAUUAUGCUGAAACUGUAUUUCACUCUUUUGUCAAUACAAAAUAAUGACUUUUUUAAAUUUAAAGGAAAUUGGCAAGAGAAACUUGGCCCCAAAAAAAUAUUUUUUGUACAAGCUUUUUAAAAAAAUUCUGAAAUUUCCAUGAUCUCGAAAAAAGGAAUCAAGUGUAAUCUACAGAAAACCUGUAUAUUUUUUAUGCAGUUUUUGUGGUGCAGAGCUCCAGUGCAUGGCCUGUGAUAAUUACAUUGACUGGAGACUGUAGCAUAAUUUGGCCAGGCUAUUCCUUGUGUCCAUACUUAGAGAAAUGGAAGAAGAAAAUGCUGUGAAUUAUGAAAGGCACACUGAAUUAUGGAAACAAUUCCUGUUAACACUGUACAACAUGGUCGGGAAGAUUGAGCAUCUCCUGAGGUCUCAUUUUUCUACAGGUUUGGCCAUUUUGCCCAGAACAUUUUGACUUUCAACCCAAGUUACCCUGUUCAUACAACAGGGAUUAAAAUACCAUUAUCAACCUCACAGGGAUGUCGUGAGGAUUAAUUGAUGAAUUUGAGUCUCUGCACAACUCUACAAACACUCCAUUAAGUGUUAUUUUAAUAAUUAAGUUAUUACUAAUACCACAAGUAAGGAGACCUGUUUACAAAUAUGGAGGCAAAUUCACUGCUAUAUUCUGGUUGCUUUACAGCAUUGUGGCUAUGCAGAGUAGCCAUGAACCCAGUUUAAUCAGACAGUUGCUUUGAAUCUGCCUCAUUCGUUUUAAUCUAAUAAUGUAUAUUGAGACAAGCCAUUUGGCUUAGGGAGGUAUUGUUCCCUAUUACAGGGAUGCCUUUGUAACAAACAUUGAGUUUUACUGUAAUUUAUCAGACCUAAUGGUGAAAUAAAUUUGAAUAAAUUAAAGUAUGAAUAAUAAAUCC
Molecule: messenger RNA, 4074 nt
Organism: Alligator sinensis (Chinese alligator)
Lineage: Eukaryota; Metazoa; Chordata; Crocodylia; Alligatoridae
Gene: SLC35A5
Product: solute carrier family 35 member A5
Exons: 6
Coding region: 883-2175 (430 amino acids)
Biological process (GO): pyrimidine nucleotide-sugar transmembrane transport
Cellular component (GO): Golgi membrane
Molecular function (GO): pyrimidine nucleotide-sugar transmembrane transporter activity
Source: RefSeq, a predicted model, not a curated record